This is a messenger RNA of Letharia lupina, 993 nucleotides long. RefSeq lists its product as uncharacterized. The transcript is spliced from 3 exons. NCBI's taxonomy places the organism in Eukaryota, Fungi, Ascomycota, Lecanoromycetes, Lecanorales, Parmeliaceae. Bases 1 to 993 code for a protein of 330 amino acids. The record is from RefSeq and is a predicted model, not a curated record.
AUGCCUGCGCCGCCUGUCCCCGCAUCGCUGCAAAUCAUCGUGAAUGCCACCAAGGUCGAGUAUGUCCAGCUGGUUCAAUUAACAAAAGGCCUCUCAACUUGGGAUACCGCCAACGUCUAUUCGAGUGGCAUAAACGAGGAGAUCAUUGGGAAAGCGAUUCAAAAGUUUGCGCUACCCCGGCACAAGCUUACCAUCUUGGCCAACUGCUGUGGAACGGUCCCAGACGAACCGGGCAUUUUCAGCUGGCCGUUUGAGGCGCGGAUGCAAAAGAGUAAAGACUAUGUCAACCAAGGCGGUGAGCAGCUCUGUGUCAAUAUGAGGCGCCUAUCACGCGGCGCGAUUCUCAAAGCCGUUGAUGCCUCGCUCAAGCGUCUCGGAAAAGACUAUAUCGCCCUUCUCCAGAUCCAUAUGUACGACGCCUCGGUUCCUCCGGAAGAGACCAUGAAAGCGCUUCACGACCUCGUCCAAGCCGGCAAAGUCAACUACAUCGGCGCAAGCUCCAUGUGGACAUACCAAAAUGCCCGCAUGCAAUUUAUCGCUGAGAAGAAUGGCUGGACAAACUUCGUGAGCAUGCAGAACCGGUACAAUCUUGGUUACAGCGAGGAGGAGAGGGGAAUGAACAAGUUCUGUAACGAGACUGGAGUGGGUUUGAUCCCAUGGGGGCAUUUGUUCUCCGGCUUGCUGGCAAAGCCAUGGGGAGUCGAGUCUGCCAGGUCGAAGAUGAGUGUUGCUAUGAGCGGUGGGCUUACGGAAGCAGAUGAAAUCAUCAAUAAACGAGUUCAGGAGGUAGCUGAGAGGAAGGGCUGGAAGAUGAAUCAAGUUGCCCUGGUGUGGAUCAGAGAAAAAGGUUGCAUCCCCAUCGUCGACUUGAACAGUACCAGUAUCGAGAGGCUAGAUGAAGCGUGUGCUGUGCGGGACAUGACGCUGAGUGCAGAUGAGGUGAAGUAUUGGGAAGGGCCAUACGCUCCAAAGCCAAUCGCUGGGCAUAUCUAA